UUAAAGGGGCUGCGGCUGCAAGGGGCGGAGUCCGAAUGCGGUUUGUUUUUCCUUUGGCCUGUUCCGGGAGAGACGGCAGAGUGAGCUUUGGGCGCGUGCGCGCGCCGUCUUUCCAUCCUAUGAGUCUGUUUUCUGAAGGUCCCACCAAAAAAGAAAGGGGGGAAAGGUAGCAGGUGAGGUGGUAGCUGGAAGACUAUGUCCACAAUGGUGUAUCCUAGAGAGGAGAAGAUGGACAAGCUGAGCCAAGAGGAGAUCAUCUCCAACACCAAGCUGGUGAUGCAGGGGUUGGAGGCCCUUAAGAACGAGCAUAACUCCAUCUUACACAGCCUGCUGGAGACCAUCAAGUGUCUGAAAAAGGACGAGGAAGCCAACCUUGUACAUGAGAAAGCCAACCUGCUGCGCAAGUCGGUGGAGAUGAUUGAGCUGGGACUGGGAGAGGCCCAGGUGAUGAUGGCUCUAUCGAACCACCUGAAUGCCGUGGAGUCUGAGAAGCAGAAACUCCGGGCCCAGGUGCGGAGGCUGUGCCAAGAGAACCAGUGGCUGCGGGAUGAGCUGGCUAACACCCAGCAGAAGCUGCAGCGGAGUGAACAAACGGUGGCACAGCUUGAGGAGGAAAAGAAGCAUCUGGAGUUCAUGAACCAGCUGAAGAAAUAUGACGAGGAUGUCUCCCCGUCGGAGGAGAAGGAAGGCGACUCAACAAAGGAUUCCCUGGAUGACUUGUUUCCAAAUGAGGAAGAGGAUCAGGGCCAAGGGUUGCCUCAACACAGCAGCGCAGUUGCAGCUGCCCAGCAAGGUGGCUAUGAGAUCCCGGCUCGCCUGCGCACCCUCCAUAACCUGGUGAUCCAGUAUGCUUCACAGGGACGCUAUGAGGUGGCCGUGCCUCUCUGCAAGCAGGCACUAGAGGACCUGGAGAAGACUUCGGGCCAUGAUCACCCUGAUGUGGCCACCAUGCUCAACAUUCUGGCCUUGGUAUAUAGGGAUCAGAACAAAUACAAGGAGGCAGCUCACCUACUGAAUGAUGCACUGUCUAUAAGGGAGAAGACGCUCGGCAAGGACCACCCUGCAGUUGCGGCAACCCUGAACAACCUGGCGGUUCUCUAUGGCAAAAGGGGGAAAUACAAAGAGGCAGAACCAUUAUGCAAGCGAGCACUGGAGAUCCGGGAAAAGGUGCUAGGCAAAGAUCAUCCAGAUGUGGCCAAACAGUUAAACAACUUGGCUCUACUAUGCCAGAAUCAGGGCAAGUACGAAGAGGUGGAAUAUUACUACCGCCGAGCGCUGGAGAUCUAUGAGUCCCGCUUGGGACCCGAUGACCCAAACGUGGCCAAAACAAAGAACAACCUGGCCUCCUGCUACCUGAAACAAGGCAAAUACAAGGAUGCAGAAGUCCUCUACAAGGAGAUCCUUACCCGUGCCCAUGUGAAGGAAUUUGGCUCUGUAGAUGAUGAACACAAGCCUAUAUGGAUGCAUGCAGAAGAAAGGGAGGAGAUGAGCAAGAGCAAGCAUAGAGAAAACACCCCCUAUGCAGAAUAUGGUGGCUGGUACAAGGCCUGCAAAGUUAGCAGCCCUACGGUGACCACUACCCUGCGGAACUUGGGUGCGCUGUACAGGCGUCAGGGCAAACUGGAGGCUGCAGAAACUUUGGAGGAGUGCGCAAUGCGGUCUAGGAGACCGGGCUUUGACCCCAUUAACCAGACUAAGGUGGUAGAGAUUCUGAAAGAGGGCGACGGCUCCGAGAGGAGGAGGAGCCGAGACAGCCUGGGGAGCAGCGUCAAAUACGAUAACACCACAGAUGGUAAUGAAGAAGUGAGUAUGGGCGUGGAAUGGAAUGGGGCUUAAAUGCCUCCUGAGACUCCUUCCCCCCCCUUCCACCACAAUCACCUGGAUGCUUGUGCCGUAUCUCCCGACUCUUUCCUCCAAACCAUCCCCCUCCUUCCGCUGUUCCUGCUCUCCUCGGCAAGGACUCCACUCCAGCUCCCCAACCUUCCAUGCCAGUGAGCACCAAGAAACAGAGCGGGACCCGCAGAGGAAUGUCUGGCUGGCUGCAUGCGGCUCUACUCCUGUAUCAACCAGCAAGAGAGUCUGAAGAAACUCCAUGGAGCUGCCUCUCCCCCCCACCCCACCCCACCCCGCCUUUGCCAGGGCAGGACUUCAGCCUCAUGGCUUCCUCCAUUCUCUUUCCUGUGUCUUAACAGGGAGCUUGAAUGAAAGGUCGCUGCUGUAUUGAAAAGUCUGUUGCUCUCCUCCCGCUUCUGUGCCCUUCUCAUCUUGGGUAUUCCACAUUCACAGCCGCCUCUCCACCUCACCCCUUGCCUUCUAAUAUUACUCGAAGAUUUUGCUGCCUCCGUCUUAGCUCUCUGUCCCUUCCUCCCCCCCACCCCGCGCCUUGCUCCUCUUUCUUCCCUUGACUGCCAGGGCAGAGGGUGAGGAGUUAGUCCGCACUGGGGUGUACAUGGUUCCUCUCCCUAGCCUCCAACUGCAGGAGGGCAGGGGAGCUGGGCUCUGUUUUCUUUCCCAUGCGUGCAAUAUCAAAAAGGCAUUUUAGGUGUGCCCACUGCUGCUACCAGUGACCAGGUUGCCCCUUGAUGUGAUGGCUUAACCUGAGGCCUGCACAAAUGGAGAGGGAAGGAGCUCUAACCCCCAUGCUCCAUUCUCUCAGUCGCCUGUUCUGUUGCUCCGUGCAGGGCAGGGCAUGUGGUCACAGAAUCACACCCUGAAGGAUCUGCCAAGGCAGAGUCCUUGACAUGAGCUGCCCCCUCUCCUUAGGGCCUUAUCCCUGAGCUGGCCUUCCAGGGCAGACGGGAGGCCGUUGAGGUGGGUAGAUGAGACUAGUGGGGGCAAUUGUAGAGGGUAACUUCUUGUGACCCAUUUAGUAUUGACCUCUCUGAUCAGGCUCCGGUCUGGGCUUGCUCUGCCUGUUACACUUCAGGAACAAAUGCCUCUCUGCUUAUGAACUGCGAAGUGUUUCCUCACCCGGUUCUUUUUUCACAAGAGGAGGAGGAACUGAAGACAAAGGUGGCUCGACUGCCGCUGUUUUGUUUGCUGCCACUCCUUUGGGGGUAUAUUUACUUCUCUUAAUUUAUUGUCAUGAAUGUAAUUUUUGUUUAUUGUGCUGUUACUUAACACUGGAGAUCGCAAGGUCCCAGCCAAAUGCCACAAAAUCAACACACGGAAAAUGUGUGUUAGCGAUAAGGUAGCAACUGUAGCUGCUGUUUAUUUAGAAGCCUGGCAAGUGAGUGGAAGAGGGUUGGAGUUGCACCUCCUUUAUCUUCCGGAUGAAAGUGCAUGCUCUUGUCUAGUGUGCAAGGGAGCAAGGAGCCGAGGCAGGCAAUCCUAGGAGGUCCCAGUUCUAAAAAUGAGAGUAGGUUGGCCCACUGCGAUGGAAGGUGUUACUCUUUGGGGACAGAAUUGAUUUGGAAUGUGGUAGUCUAAAGGAGGAGUGGGACGGAAGGGACUGUGGAAGCCAUGCCAUGGAAUGUGUGAGGACUGAGCUGAUACUUGGGCUGUAGACAGGGAGAGGGGAGGAAAGUUAUUCCUUCAGGGAUUGGGACACAGGGUGGGACUUGCAAGGUGUGGUGGAAACGUUUUCUGUGGGGUGGGGAUGUGGGGUGGGGAUGUAGUUAGGAUAUGAAUGGGAAACCUUAAUCUAAACAUAGGGGGAGAGGGAAGAUACCAAGAUGCCAUUAGAAGAAAGUUGUUACAUUUUCCGUGUAGCAGAAUAGGAAAAGGGGGUGGGGGUUUAGAAAGGCCAGGGCAUGUAUUGGGGAAGGUCUGCUAGUAUGUAGAGGGUCUAGUGACACCUGGGGGAAACUGAUUGCUCGGUUUUCUAAGCUGGGAAUCUGGUUUUUAAAUGGGAGAGUUUCCUUCAUUGCUUGCACUAGUAUCUGUAGUUGGUGUAUGGCUUCUUAGGUUUGAGGGGCAACUUGGUGCUUUGAUCCUCCUCCUGGGCAUGCAGGUGUGAGAGAAACCAUCCUUUUAUCUCUCAUACUGUGCACAUAUUCUUGUGCCUGUUUUGAUGUGGUUCAGUGUCCUUGUGAGUAUAGCUGACUUAACAACAACAAAGAAGACUAGAUAUGUUAAAUUAGAGUUAGGGAUAGGUGUUAGGUAAGGUAUAUCCCGAUUUUUGUUGAAGCUGGUACAAGAAAGCUGCUCACUGCUGGAGGCAGGAUGCCAGGUCAGGAUGCACCAUUUGGUCUGAUCCAGGAAGGAUGUUCUCAGGCCAAGCUGUGAGACAGGAUCAUCUGAAGACUCUGGGCCUUUCGUGCCUAUUGUGACCCCUCUUGGGCGGAGUCCUUUGCAGCUUUUAGCUUUGCUUGUCUGCUUCAGAAAAGGGACUGAUUAUGCAUGCCUGGGGCAGGGCACCUGCUGCCUCCCCAGAUAGGGGUGGGUAGGGAGGGGAAAGUGCAACCUAAUCAGAGGUAGCUCAGGGUAUCAUUGUUAUGAACCUGGCAGUCUGCAUGCUGUUGUGGUUCCGUCCUGCACAGGGGGAGAGGUAAGGCCUGACCCAGGAUGCUAUGAAGAAGCUUCAGGAGUAUGUCCUGAACAGCUGCUCCCAAUGCCUCCCUGUCUGCUCUCUGCCCAGCUGUCCAGAAACUUAUUUUCUAGCAGCAGGUGGGGAUGUUGAAAGUGUUCUACUCCUUGCCUCUGACACAUACUCGGUGCUUUCCUUUUAUGUUGUGAACUAAUUGACCUCCAAUUAAAGGCAGAAGGACAUGAA
Molecule: messenger RNA, 4714 nt
Organism: Hemicordylus capensis (graceful crag lizard)
Lineage: Eukaryota; Metazoa; Chordata; Lepidosauria; Squamata; Cordylidae
Gene: KLC4
Product: kinesin light chain 4
Exons: 14
Coding region: 196-1836 (546 amino acids)
Biological process (GO): microtubule-based movement
Cellular component (GO): kinesin complex; cytoplasm; membrane-bounded organelle
Molecular function (GO): kinesin binding
Source: RefSeq, a predicted model, not a curated record